AUGGCCAUUGUUGGAGCUGGUAUUAGUCGUCUUUUUGCCUGUAAAUACGCUCUCUCAAAUGGUUUCAAUCGAAUUGUCUUUGAAGCAAGAAGCAGCAUAGGAGGAGUAUGGAGUAUGGACAAAUACCAUAGAGACUACAAAGCUCCAAACCCCAAACCAGCAUUUCAGUUCUCAGAUUUUGCUUGGCCAGACUCAUUCAACAGUAAAGUUUCUGGCAUCAACUACGAAGGAUCGUCGGAUGAAGAGAUUCAGUCAUGGAGCCAGUGGAGUGGCAAUGAUUUGCCUCCUUGUGUAACCACUCUAAAGGUAUACCAAGUGGACUUUGUGAUUCUUUGCUUGGGAUGGUUCACUGAUGUUCUCAACAUCCCUGAAUUUCCUCCUCCUAACAAGGGCCCGGAGCAGUUCAUGAUAGCAGAUGCCCUUCCUCACCUUCAAUGGGCAUCAAUUUUCAAAGCCGAUGCAAACUUGAUCACUUCUAGUCAAAGCCGAUGCAAACUUGAUUACUUCUAG
Molecule: messenger RNA, 510 nt
Organism: Dovyalis caffra
Lineage: Eukaryota; Viridiplantae; Streptophyta; Magnoliopsida; Malpighiales; Salicaceae
Source: the annotation of a GenBank genome assembly